AUGUCAAGUGAAAGCUCCACCACCGCUCAGACCUGUUCCCAGACCACCGCCUCUGAGGCCGAUUCCACCGCCUCCAGGCCAACACCACCGCGAUAUGUACGACCACGCACCGCCCCGCCCAUCAGGAGACCAACAAUUCCACCUCCCAAGCCCACAAGAAGAGUAAUCACAAGGAAACCGACAAUAAGGAUCCCAAAGCCACCAGUAACCCAAAGACCUGUAGUGCAAACUACUCGAAGAUUCCUGAUUUGGUCACGGAAUCCUACUAGAUUAUUACCAACUAUACCAAAUAUAAGGCCAACCCUAUGGACCAGGCCACCAGUGCGCCCUCCGUUGCCAACUGUUCGUCCAACACGUCCAAGAGUGGGUCCCACUUUAUGGACAAGACCUCCUGUAAGAGUCACAGUGCGGCCCACCGUUCAACCAACGAUUAGACCCACCAUAAGACGCACCAUAUGGACCCGACCACCAAUAUCAAAUCGACCCACAAUUGCUACACGAAGACCCACUAAUCCCACAAGACCUCCAGUUAGAACCACAAUUCCCCGUUCGACUUUAUGGACUAGGCCUCAAACAAGAACCACUAGGCGAUUAACGUUUAUUUUUAACGAGUCCACGCCAACACGAUCAAUUCGCACCACUAUACCUCCAAAUCCGGAAAUCACUAGAUCCACAAGAAGCUUAAUAUUCGUGUUUCCAAGGGAUACUACUUCAUUGGCUCGUCGUCCCAAUUGGACUGUUCAUCCCACGGAUAGACCAAGAGGAUUUUUGGUUACCACUAUGAGAGCCUGA
Drosophila subpulchrella is the source of this 792-nucleotide messenger RNA. Its product is annotated as extensin. NCBI's taxonomy places the organism in Eukaryota, Metazoa, Arthropoda, Insecta, Diptera, Drosophilidae. The record is from RefSeq and is a predicted model, not a curated record.